This is a messenger RNA of Penicillium maclennaniae, 3438 nucleotides long. RefSeq names its product DNA repair ATPase SMC5. Gene Ontology annotation, cellular component: Smc5-Smc6 complex. The coding region runs from base 1 to 3438 and encodes 1145 amino acids. Gene Ontology annotation, biological process: double-strand break repair via homologous recombination. The transcript has 7 exons. The record is from RefSeq and is a predicted model, not a curated record. NCBI's taxonomy places the organism in Eukaryota, Fungi, Ascomycota, Eurotiomycetes, Eurotiales, Aspergillaceae. Gene Ontology annotation, molecular function: ATP binding; ATP hydrolysis activity.
AUGUCGUCUCCUGCGGUUCCUAGCCGUCGGUCCCGUGAGAAUGAAGACGAUACUGACGACUCCGAGUCGAGCGCCCGCUCUUUCCCGGACCCAAGCAACAAGCGCCCUCGUCUCAGCGGGGUUGAAGAUGAGGAGAGAAGUGAUGAAACUGGAAAUGACAGCAACGACAGUCAAGACGAGGGCACUCAAGUUGGUACACAGCGAAGGACAUUACAAUCUGGGGUCGGGCCCAGUGGCUACAAGGCCGGUGCGAUCGUGCGGAUCAAAAUGUCGAACUUUGUGACCUACACGUCUGCUGAGUUCUUUCCUGGCCCGAAAUUGAACAUGGUCAUUGGGCCGAACGGAACUGGGAAAAGUACACUUGUUUGCGCUAUCUGUUUAGGACUUGGAUGGGGGCCUGUGCAUCUCGGACGCGCGAAAGACCUUGGUGAAUUUGUCAAGCAUGGCGCCAGUGAGGCGAUGAUCGAAAUCGAACUUGCAGGCCCCCCAUUAUUCAGCCAAAACCGAAUCAUACGCCGAAUCAUCAAACGCGAUGGCAACAAGAGCAGCUUCUUCCUGGAUGGUGAAUCUAGUAACCAAAAAAGCGUCAGAAAGCUCGCAGGAGACUUUGCAAUUCAAGUCGACAAUCUCUGCCAGUUUCUCCCCCAGGACAAAGUGGCAGAGUUUGCUGCUCUCACACCUGUUGAACUGCUUCAUUCCACCCAACGCGCAGCAGCCAAAAAAGAGGUUGUGGAUUGGCAUGAGGCGCUAAAGUCGCUGCGAGCUGAGCAGAAGAAACUUCAGAUUGACAAUGGAGCAGACCAGGAGGUGUUGAAGAAUCUUGAAAACCGUCAGGAAAUGCAACGAGCAGAUGUAGAGCGAAUGCGUCAGAGAGCUGAGGUCAAACGCAAACUCGAACUUUUGGAGAUUUACCGCCCAUUCGUCGAAUAUCGAGAUCAAUUGAAGGCCCACGAAAUCCUCAAGGCCAAAAAGCUCCAGCUUCAAGAGGAACACGCACAGCUCAAACGAGACCUCGAACCGGCAAUGCAAUCUGUCACGGCUAAGCAAAGCUACAGUGAGCGGAUCAAGGAAGUGAGGGAUCGUCGCAAACAUCAGGUUGAACAACUUCACAAUGCAGCAGUGGCCAGUGGACGCAAGAUCGACGAGUUACAGUCAGAAAUCAAGGACCUUGAAGGUCAGAUUGAGGCUGAAAGAAAAACCGGUACGAAACACAGGACUGAAGCGACUGUUGCCCAGCAAACCAUCAACCGAUUGCAGCGCCAACAGGAAGAGGAGGCGGUGGAAUUUGAUCCGGAAUAUUACAACGAACAGUUGAGAGUGAAACGACUCGAGAAACGCGAACUCGAAAUGAAGGGCAAAGAGAUCAAGGACAGACGGGCCCCUCUGCUCGCCAGAGGCCAUGAACUCAAAGAACUGAUCAACGAAGAAGAACGACGACUGGAAAGCUUAGAUUCUCAAUCUGGCCGACAGGAAGCGAAGUUGCAGAAGCUGUCUGCAGACUCUUACAAAGCCUAUCAGUGGAUGGUCGACAACCAAGACAAGUUUGAGAAUGAAGUUUUUGGCCCACCUCUCAUCACCUGCUCCGUCACUGAUCCCAAAUAUGCCAAUGCUGUCGAGUCACUGUUACAGAAAACGGAUUUCACGGCCUUUACUGCUCAGAACAGAAAUGAUUUCCGCACCAUGCAGAGAAUCUUCAUCAGGGAAAUGGGACUUCACGAUAUCACGCUCAAAACCUCCUCCGCGCCACUAAGCUCUAUGAAAGCACCUGUAUCGAACGAAGAGCUUCGGCGGCUUGGCUUUGAUGGAUGGGCUAAAGAUUUUAUCACUGGCCCGGAGCCAGUCAUUGCUUCACUCUGCUCCGAGAAUCGGUUACAUCAAACACCUGUCAGCCUACGAGAUAUCUCUGAAGAAGCGUAUAAUUCACUGGAGAACGCGGAAGACUCACCAAUCGGUUCUUGGGUGUCAGGGGAGCACAGCUAUCAGGUCACUCGACGACGCGAAUACAAGGCAAAGUCAACCCGAGUCCGUCAAGUCAAGACCGCGCAGGCCUGGACGUCACAGCCCGUAGAUGCCUAUGUCAAGCAACAGCACCGCGAAGCCAUUCAGACAUAUAACCGAGAAUUCAGUGAGCUACAGGAGGAGGCAAAUGCGGAGAAGGAGAAAACCAGGGAUUUACUGAGUGCGCUUCGGCGCUUGGAGGACGAAAUGGAGGAGAUUGAUAAAGAGAAACAAGAGAAACAACAUGCGCAUACGCAAUGGCGGGCUAUUCCCGAGAGAAUUGGAGCUCUUUUUGGAAGUCAGGAACGUGUUUCUCAAAUUCGGGAGGAACAAAUUGAGGUUUCUAUCAAAAAGGCAGAAGCCACCAUUGAAUAUGCUGGUGCCGUUGAGCAGCUUCGCCAGGCCUACGAAGAGCUUCUGAAGGUGGAAGUUCAACAUUUGGAAGCCUCCUCUGACCUACAAACCCUGAGAAAAAAGCACCAUGCAUUCGCUGUGAUGCUCGAGAAAAAGACAGCAGAGGUGGCGAAAGCAAUAGAGGCCGUCAAAGCAAACAGGACAAAAGGACGAGCGCUUGGGGCUCUGGCUAAGAAAGUGAUCGAGGAUCACCAGGGAGACCCCGAUGCUGAAGAGGUACACAAUAUGCUCAGCGAGCCAGAGAAUUUGAAGAGCGAGAGAAAACAAAUCAAGAAGCUCCAAGACAAGCUGGCCGAUUUCCAAACGAAGCUGGCGGACUAUCAAACCAGUAUCGAUGAGGUUCGAUCUCUCUGGGAGCCCAAAUUGGACGCUCUCAUCGCCAAGAUCAGUGAUGCCUUUUCAGACUCUUUCAAACGCAUAGGAUGUGCUGGGCAGGUGAGCCUAGACAAGGUAGAAGACGAGCCUGGGCCCAAUGGUGAGCCUGGCGGAAGCGACUUCGAGAAGUGGUCGAUUCAAAUUUACGUCAAGUUCCGAGAACACGAGAGUAUGUCACUACUGGAUUCACAUCGCCAGUCCGGUGGCGAACGUGCGGUCAGUACCAUCUUCUACCUGAUGGCACUGCAGUCGCUCUCAGCGUCGCCCUUCCGCGUCGUCGACGAGAUCAACCAGGGUAUGGACCCACGUAACGAAAGAAUGGUUCACGGUCGCCUGGUAGACAUUGCCUGCGCUUCGAGCGAAGAGGAGGAUACAGAUGACAAUGGCAACCCCAUCGGCGGCGGCGGUGGUGGGCAGUACUUCCUCAUCACGCCGAAGCUGCUGAGUGGACUGGUCUACAAGCCUGGCAUGAAAGUGCUCUGUAUCUACAGUGGCGAACAUAUGCCGGAGGACUACGCGAAGCUGGACUUCAGACUAGCCAUCCGCAAGAUGAGGGAUAUCAGAGCAAAGAAUGGAGAUAAUAGCAAGGGCAGAGGCAAGGGCAAAGGGCGAGCGAUGGGGAGCAGCAAUACCGUGGGAGUCUACGCUUAA